This is a messenger RNA of Paramuricea clavata, 5280 nucleotides long. NCBI's taxonomy places the organism in Eukaryota, Metazoa, Cnidaria, Anthozoa, Malacalcyonacea, Plexauridae. The record is from the annotation of a GenBank genome assembly.
AUGGACGAGUCAAGGAAUCUGGUUUUAUGCCAUCACUGUGAUCAACUGGUGUCAAGAUCUACAAGAAACAGGCAUGAAAACAAGAGAAACCGUGAAGAGGUCCUUCGAAAGUCAUGCCAGAAGUCCGAAUCGAGUGAUACGACAGACAGUGACUCAGAGGGACGUCAGCAUAUAGACACAACCACAGGUGAGACUUGUUAUUUAUUAAAUAGUAUAAUAAAUACCACUGUGAAGUACGCACGAAAUUCAAAAAUGAGAUUCAACAUGACAUUCGAUCUGCUGUAAACUCACUCCAACACCAGUGUCUAUUCCGGUGAUCAACAGAUCUUAAAACCCGGUGAUCAACAAACAACAGUCUUUACAUUGUUCUGUAAUAAGCUAAGCUCCGUUUACACUUGCAAUUUUGCUGUGAUUGCAGAUGAGGGUCAUUUUCAAUUUUUCAUCUUGUGAUGGAUGUAAACGAAUAACUUCUGAAUGUUCACAUGCAGAUUCUUGUAGUCAUAACAUCCAUAACUAAUUCACUCGUUCACAUCCAUCAGGAGAAGAAAAUCUCUUCUGAAGUCGCACUGUCGCAACAAAAAUUGCAAGUGUAAGCAGGUAUUCAUAUGUACAUGUGAUUGGCAUCCCCUUCACUGGUAUGGAUAAAAAGGCCCAAACCUUUGUAUGUUUUGUGGGCAGUUGUGUUGAGUGGUGCAAAAAUCGGCGCACAAAAAUGCUAAAAGUAAUGAAGUUGAAGUAAUUGACUGUCUUUGUGCACACCAAUACCUGUAUUGCUGUCCAGCACAUAAAAAUAGAAGAUUCCAUACACCACUGGCUACACUCUAUGCAGGGGGGGGGCAGAUCUAUACUAGGAAGGAAGAUAUAUCAUGGGAUUGAUAUAUUCACUACUGCUACUAACUAUACAUACAUGCAGUCAUACAUACAUACAUAAUAAAAAAAAUAUACUAGUAUAAAGUUUAGUUCAAAUACACAGGUACUGUUAUUGUUUGAAGUUAUAUCAUAGUUAACAAUGCAGCUGAUGUCCGCAAUAUUAUUAUAUCGUAUAUAUUUGAGCUUGCAGAGAUCACCUGCUACCAUUAACCCUUUAAGUGGCAAUGCACCCUGAUGCACCCUACUUUAGUAUUUUAUUCUGUCUAACGCCAGACAAUUUUACUCAUCAAGUGGAGAGUGCUGCCACUCAAUGGGUUAAUAUGCAUGUUAGAUAAAUAUAAAAUUGUAAAUAGAGUUGUUGCAAAAUUUUAAAAAUGUUUUCCACAAUACAGUACUAAACUAGGAUUGUAGUGUACUGCAUAUACUAAAUAAAAUAUCAAUAUUCACUUUAAGCUGACCCUCAAAACUGUAGUCCCAAUCAGAACGAAGAUACAGCUUCAAAGGAUACAAAUGAAGACUUUAUGGUAAGAUAAGUAAUACAGCUGAAAAUGUCUUUGAUACUGUAUAUUAUAUAAUAUAGCAAGCAUUUGUUUUCAUUGGUGAACAAUUAUCACUUAUUUACUGAGACCGAGGGAAACAGUGUGUUUUGUGGACCCGAGACCGUCGACGGUCGAGGGUCCACAAAAAACACUGCUUUCCCGAGGUCUCAGUAAAUAAGUGUUUUAUUAUAUAUCAAUAGUCAAAGAAACAACAAAUUAAAGAACAAAUGAACGUAAAUACAUGAAAUAUUUUAUUGUUAAAACGUUAUAUUAAAUACUGGCUACACUGCAGUUACUUAAAGCGAAAGUUUUAAUUACGUACUAGGCAUGUCCAAAGGUCGCAUCUUCACGUGAUGGCGCAUGUGAUUUUUUUUGUUAUUCGCCGGUCGAUAACGUAUUAUCUCCCUGUUGCGAGGGAGACAGCCUAAUUUCGUCACUCUCACGUGAUAUGCUCUCAACCAAUAAAACACUAGAAAAAUGCGAUUCGACUAUUGAUAUAUAAUAAUACAAUUUGAAUCUUUGUUCUGCUGUAUUAAUGUCUGCAAAAUCUGAGGAUUUGAAAAAGAGUCCAUAGGUGUACUGGGGGGAGGGUGGCAGGAUGGCAACUGCCUUCCAGAAAAAUUGAAAAGUCAACAAGUUGGACAAAUUUUAAACCAAAGUCGGGCAUAACAUAAGCGGGGUUAAUAGAUUGAAUUAAAAAACCUAUAUAGCAAUAAUAUAGGUCUAAUUAUGAAACAAGUACAGUUAGUAUAGAAAACACUGAAAAUGCCAUUCCGACAAUCCAAGAGAUUCAAACACAACAAUUUCAAACACAACAAAAUAGUCACAAUUCAUUCAUUAGACAACUCAAACAUAUAUGUGUUACCUGUGUGUGUGCAUGCGUAAGGGGGGGGGGUGAUACAAACAUUGUGCAUUUUCAGUCUCAGUUGUGGAAACAAUAUCUCCCCCCUCCCCACCAAAACAAUGUGCCGGUGCACCUAUGAAUAAGUUUCCAAACCAACCAGCAUAAUUUAUGUUGACGUGAACUUAACUAUCUACUGUAUGUAAUACUAUCUGACAAUGUCGUACAGUAUUAUGGUUUACAUACCAUGAAACACCAAAGCAUGAACCCAAUGAAUGAGCCAUGGUUAAUAGAAGUAAAAAAAUUAUCUUCCCCUACUCCUCCCUUGGUGCAUCGGGAGCACACUUUCAACAUUUCUAGGACCAGUUUCAAACAUCGCAUUUCGCAUGUAAUCAGCUGAAAUGUCUCAUUAUCUAUCGUUUUUAAUAAUGUGUUUGGCACAUGCAAAAUGCAACUUGCAAUACUGCAAUAGAUGGGUUCCAAUUACUUAAUCUACCUUCACUUUUCCAGGAAUCUGAUGGGGCCUGUUCUGUUGACGAUAAUCAUUUGAAUGAUUCAAAUGAAUUUGGUAUGAACCCAAGCUCUUCAUAGGAUCAUACGGACAACGAUUCAGCAACUGACGACGACAGUGGCGAAGAAGUUUGGAAUGAUCUUGUUCUCAAAGAUUUAAUAAAUGAUAUAGAAAACCCAAGACCUCUGCCUGCCAAAGAAGACGAUAAACACAUAGUACACUCUCUUCUAUUUUGGCUGUUGUAUUUUCUCCUAAUAUGGCAAACAUCAUGUUACAUUAGUGAUAACGGGAUGGCUUGGCUUCUCAAAUUCUUGUCGAGUUGGUUUAAAUUGCUAGGCGUGAUAGUUCCAUCUGAUACCUUAGCCCAGAUUGUGACAGCAUUUCCUGGAACAUUAUAUAUGCUUAGGCAAUUUUUCCAUUUUGACCGAGAUAACUUCGACAAGUUUGUGGUCUGCUCAAAAUGCCACAGCCUUUAUGAAUACAACGAAUGCCUAAAAACUGUGAAUAACCGAAAAGUAGGGAGAAAAUGCUCUGGUGUACGAUACUCCAGAGGAAAAAGGGUUGAAUGCGGUGCAGAGCUUGUUUACAAAGUUCAGCUUUCAAAUGGUGAAAGUUGUUUUUACCCAACCCAUUACUAUUGUUUUAAUAGCAUUAUAAACUCGUUGGAGAAAUUGCUGGGGAAAAAGGGCUUUGCUGAGAAAUGCGAGGAAUGGAGAAGCAGAGAUAUUCCUGUCGACAAAAUGGUCGAUGUUUAUGAUGGAAAGAUCUGGAAGGAUUUUUUGACAUUUGAUGGAAAGGAUUUUCUUAAUUCAUUCAGGAACUAUGGAUUCAUGCUGAAUUUUGAUUUCUUCCAGCCAAUGAAGAGAAGGAAGGAUUAUUCUGUUGGAGUUUUCUAUCUUGUUCUUCUGAACUUACCAAGGGCAGAAAGAUUCAAAUGGGAGAAUGUGAUCAUUAUUGGUAUAGUACCCUCGCUUAGCAAGGAACCUAAAGACCUGAAUCCAUUUUUGAAACCAGCGGUAAAGGAAUUACAAUGCUUGUGGAAAGGAAUUCGCUUAAAUUCUGCCCUCAGUCGUUUUCCAUUGACAUUCAGGGCAGCUGUGUUAGCCGUUUCGUGUGAUAUCCCUGCUGCUAGAAAGUUAGGUGGUUUUAAAAGUCACUCGGCUCAAAGAGGCUGCUCUCGAUGUCUCAAGUUUUUUCCUGGUGGCUUUGGUGUAAAGAGGGAUUAUUCUGGAUUUGAUCGAGAUAAAUGGGAGCCUAGAAGAAAUAAUAAGCACAGACGGUUAGCAAAAAAGAUUGCAAGCAUUAAGGCACAAUCAAGGCGAGAUCACUUUUGCCGGGAUCAUGGUAUCACACAUUACAGCAUUCUUCUUGAUUUGGAGUAUUUUGAUGCCAUUAGAUUUUUCACUAUUGAUCCCAUGCACAAUCUAUUUCUAGGAACUGCCAAGGCAAUGUUUAAAAUCUGGGUUAACAACGGAAUGUCUAGCAAGGAUCUACAAAAGAUAGAGGAUCGGAUUAAGACAAUGGAGAUCCCAAAUGACUUGGGUCGUCUACCUGCAAAUAUUUCUGCCAAUCAUGGGUCGUAUACUGCAGAACAGUGGAAAAAUUGGACUCUCCUAUACUCUUUAUUUUGUUUAAAGGAUAUUCUAUCGGACAAAGAAUUUAAAUGUUGGCAGUCUUUUGGACUUGCGUGCAAGUACAUUUGUCAAGGAGUCAUUUCUGAAGCUGAUUUACAUAUUGCUGAUGGACUGUUUGUGAAAUUUUGCACAGAAGUCGAGACUAUUUAUGGAAAAGAAGCUAUUAAACCAAAUAUGCACCUUCACUGUCAUCUAAAAGAUAUUUUAAUCGACCAUGGUCCAGUUCUCAGCUUUUGGUGUUUUUCGUUUGAAAGAUAUAAUGGUAUUCUUGGAAGCAUUCCAACAAACAAGAGAUCAGUUGAAUUGCAACUGAUGAGAAGAUUUCAACUCUCUCGAUUCUUUGAUGGGAAAACACUUCCAACCUUGUUUAAAGAUGAACUUUUCCAUCUGUACACUCUGAAAAACAAUGACACAAGUUAUGAAUGGCUGGAGAAUUCCACAUGGACUGAAAGAUACGCGUUGCACAACCUGGCUGUAGCAUCACCAAUUCCAAGUGGGAAUGUUUGGAGAAAUGAAUGCGGUAUUUUCCGUCCCUCAAACUAUAAACUUUCUUGCCUUGACAAAGAUGAUGCAACGCUGUUGUUAACGGUAUAUAACCUGAUGUACCGCGAUAUUACCUGUACCUUAAAAGACUUAAGUCAACUUAUUGAAAAGUUUGGUCGCAUCACUAUUGGCACUACAGCAUUUGGUUCGAAAAUGGAAACUCGCUCAAUUCGAUCAGCAAUGGUCCUCGCGUCUUGGCAUUCCAGUGACGGCACAAUAAACUUUUUCUCUUACCCCUGGUAUAGUGAGAUAUUAUUUCAACCACACUAUAAGCGUAGACGGAAAGCCCAUAGUACAUACAUUUGCCUGUAUGAAGUGGUGCAAAGAACUGGACAAUUAUGA